Molecule: messenger RNA, 540 nt
Organism: Apis laboriosa (Himalayan honeybee)
Lineage: Eukaryota; Metazoa; Arthropoda; Insecta; Hymenoptera; Apidae
Gene: Sf3b6
Product: splicing factor 3B subunit 6
Exons: 3
Coding region: 103-480 (125 amino acids)
Cellular component (GO): ribonucleoprotein complex; nucleus; cytoplasm
Molecular function (GO): mRNA binding
Source: RefSeq, a predicted model, not a curated record
UUGUAUGCAAUACGAUCUAAACUACUUGAAUUUAUUUUGACGUGUUUUGCGUAUUCUUUGUUCUUAUUUCUCGUAAUAAAUAAAAAAAUAUUUGCUUUCAAGAUGACUAUGGCUAUGCUUCAACGAAGAGCUAAUGUGAGAUUACCUCCAGAAGUAAACAGAGUAUUAUAUAUAAGAAAUUUGCCAUACAAAAUUACUGCUGAAGAAAUGUAUGAUAUUUUUGGUAAAUAUGGAGCUAUUAGACAAAUUAGAGUGGGCAAUACUGCUGAAACUAGGGGAACAGCAUUUGUUGUUUACGAAGAUAUAUUUGAUGCAAAAAAUGCUUGCGAUCAUUUAAGUGGAUUUAAUGUUUGUAAUAGAUAUUUAGUAGUUUUAUAUUAUCAAAGUAAUAAAGCAUUUAAACGAGUUGAUGUAGAUAAGAAAAUGGAAGAAAUAGAUAAGUUAAAAACAAAAUAUAAUUUGAAUGAAGAAAAAAAAUAACAACAUAAUAAUUUUUUAAAUUUAAUGAAAAUGCAGAAACAAUUCAUUUUGUAAUGUAAA